Prunus armeniaca (apricot) is the source of this 1620-nucleotide messenger RNA. The record is from the annotation of a GenBank genome assembly. NCBI's taxonomy places the organism in Eukaryota, Viridiplantae, Streptophyta, Magnoliopsida, Rosales, Rosaceae.
AUGGAUUCAACUCUGAAUUCGGAACGCCGGCCAUUUUCAAUUAAACUAUGGCCUCCAAGCCAAAAUACAAGGCAAGUGCUCGUGGACCGGAUGAUAAACAAUCUUAGCACUAAAUCCCUUUUCACUGAGAAGUAUGCCUUGCUCAGUAGGGAAGAGGCUGAGCAAAAUGCAAAACGAAUUGAGGAUGUGGCUUUUGCCACUGCAGACCAGAACUAUGAAAAGGAACCAGAUGGAGAUGGAAGUUCUGCAGUGCAGCUUUAUGCCCGGGAAUGUAGUAAGCGCCUGAUGGAAGUUCUUAAAAAAAAACCUAGAAGCAAGGAGGACAGCAAAGUGACAUCCGACCCUACACCCACUCAAACUCUGUUUGAUAUAUCUAAAGGUAUCCGGGCCUUUAUUGAGGCCGAGGAAGCUGAGAAACUUUUGAAGCCAUUGACGGAGCCAGGGAAUACUUACUCCAAAAUAUGUUUCAGCAAUAGAAGCUUUGGCCAAGGAGCAGCCCAUGUUGUUGAGCCCAUAUUGGUUUCCCUUAAGAAUCAGUUGAAAGAAGUUGACCUAUCAGAUUUUAUAGCAGGGAGACCAGAGGCAGAAGCUCUUGAAGUCAUGAAUAUCUUUGCAGCUGCCUUGGAAGGUAGUGCGUUGGAGUCUCUGGAUCUCUCUAACAAUGCCUUGGGUGAGAAAGGUGUUAGGGCUUUUGGGGCACUCCUCAAAUCACAAAGAUGCUUGGAGGAACUCUAUUUGAUCAAUGAUGGCAUUUCAGAAGAAGCUGCUCGAGCAGUUUGUGAGUUGAUUCCUUCCACAGAGAAGCUUAGAGUCCUCCAUUUUCAUAAUAAUAUGACGGGAGAUGAAGGGGCAAUUGCUAUUUCUGAGGUCGUGAAGCGUUCUCCCCUAUUGGAGGAUUUCCGUUGCUCCUCCACUAGGGUAGGCUCUGAGGGAGGAAUUGCCUUAUCUGAAGCACUUGAGACUUGUACCCAUCUAAAGAAGCUGGAUUUGCGGGACAACAUGUUUGGGGUAGAAGGUGGAGUUGCAUUGAGCAAAGCUCUCUCCAAGCAUGAAAGUUUGAAAGAGGUUUACCUUAGCUACCUGAACUUAGAAGAUGAGGGUGCAGUUGCAAUUGCUAAUGCUCUCAAGGAAUCAGCUCCUUCACUUGAAGUCUUUGACAUUGCUGGAAAUGAGAUAAAAGCUAAAUCUGUUCCUGCUAUUGCAGCUUGUAUAGCAACAAAGACACUUCUCUCCAAGCUGAAUUUGGGUGAGAAUGAACUCAAGGAUGAAGGUACUAUUCAGAUCAGCAAAGUGUUAGAGGGUCUUCCCCAGUUGAAGGAAGUUGAUAUGAACACCAACUUAAUCAGGAGAGCUGGGGCUCGGGUGUUGGCACAAGCUCUGGUUCAGAAGCCUGGUUUUAAGUUGCUGAACAUCAACGGAAAUUUCAUCUCUGAUGAGGGCAUAGAUGAGGUGAAGGAUGCAUUCAAGAAAUCUCCUGAUAUGCUUGGGUCUUUGGAUGAGAAUGAUCCUGAAGGAGAAGAUGAUGACGGUGAUGAUGACAAAGAAUCUGAAAAGGGUGAAGGCAAUGAGGAUGAAUUGGAAUCAAAACUGAAGAACCUUGAAGUUGGCCAAGAAGAAUAG